This is a messenger RNA of Dermacentor albipictus, 3190 nucleotides long. It is a transcript of the gene Suv3, whose product is annotated as Suv3 helicase. The record is from RefSeq and is a predicted model, not a curated record. Gene Ontology annotation, cellular component: mitochondrial degradosome. Gene Ontology annotation, molecular function: RNA helicase activity; hydrolase activity, acting on acid anhydrides; ATP binding. NCBI's taxonomy places the organism in Eukaryota, Metazoa, Arthropoda, Arachnida, Ixodida, Ixodidae. Gene Ontology annotation, biological process: mitochondrial RNA 3'-end processing; RNA catabolic process.
CUGCUUUCCGGUUCCGGGUCAAGCAUGGCAUGGCCGCUGCCGUGGUCACGUUGCGGGACUGUCGCCGAAAGGUUAUCGCGAUGUUUUUAGCCCCGUGUAAAAUUUAAGUCAACUUGGAUCCCGUAUGACAUGUGAUAUAUAACUGACUUCUAGGCAAGCAAAAUGCGUUUGUUAAAAUUGCCACUUCAGAGCUCUGCGUGCGCGUGUCGUUGUAUGACUCGGACAGCGAGCGGCUCCUCAAGGCACAUUCACCUGCGCGCGGCGGCAGCAGCAGCAGAAACUGUAUGCGGCAGCCUGUGGUCUUUAUCAAGACGAUUUCAGUACAUUCGCUUGCUGAGAGACGCUCGGCAGAAGAGCACCAAAGGCAGUGUAUCGUCGCUUUUCAUGCCAGUUCCGGUAAAAGUGUCCAACAACCCGGAUGAUAUCAAUGUAGGAGAAGAGCUAACUACGAAACUCAAAAAAGAGGAUCUUCUUAAGCUGCUAAACCAAUUUAGUAAACGCCCGGAGGUUAUAAAAUGGAGCGAAGAGAAUGGUCUAGAUGCUCGUUUGUUUCACCAAGCCUUUGUAAGUUUUCGACGGUACUGCAUGGAGUCGGAACAGCUUCCCGCAGAUUUGCAUAUAAUUUUCAGCGACCUUCUUCAAGGCGGCAGGCACCUGGACGACCUUCUUCCUUACUUUCUCCAACAUGCGAGACAGAUCUUCCCACAUUUGGAAUGCAUGGAGGAGCUGCAGAAGAUCAGUGACUUGAGGCACCCUGGAAACUGGUAUCCUGAAGCACGUGCUAUCCAGAGAAAAGUGAUCUUUCAUGCUGGACCCACCAACAGCGGCAAGACACAUGCAGCACUUGAGGGUUUUCAUAACGCAAGCACUGGCCUUUACUGUGGACCGUUAAAAAUGCUGGCUGUAGAAGUUUUCCAGAAGACUAACGAGAAGGGCACACCGUGUGACCUAGUGACGGGCGAGGAGCGGAGGUGCGUGUUGCCCGAUGGCCAGUCAGCCCAGCAUGUGGCAUGUACAGUUGAAAUGGCUACUGUUCAUACCCCAUAUGAUGUGGCUGUGAUUGAUGAGAUCCAGAUGAUGCGUGACCCCCAGCGAGGAUGGGCCUGGACUCGUGCUCUCCUGGGGCUGGCAGCCAAGGAGCUUCACCUGUGUGGUGAAGCAGCUGCUGUAGGGCUUGUGCGCAACCUGCUGGCCUCACUUGGAGAAGACCUGGAGGUUCGGAAGUACAAACGCUUGACACAGCUAACAAUUGAAAACAGAGCACUUGAAAGCUUAGAAAAGAUACAACCAGGUGACUGUGUUGUGUGUUUCAACAAGAGUGACAUCUACCAAGUGAGCCUACAAAUUGAACGGCAGGGCCUGGAGUGCGCCGUCAUCUACGGGGGACUGCCACCUGGCACCAAGCUGGCCCAGGCGCAAAAAUUCAAUGACCCUGAUCAUCCAUGCAAGGUGCUUGUGGCAACCGAUGCCAUCGGUAUGGGUCUCAACCUCAGCAUUGGCCGUGUCAUCUUCUACUCCCUCGUUAAGCCAACGAUAAAUGAGCGUGGCGAACGACAGAUGGACACUAUCUCUACAUCUCAGGCUCUCCAGAUUGCAGGCCGAGCAGGCCGUUUUGGGAGUCGAUAUGAAGUUGGUCGGGCAACAACAAUGAAGCCACAGGACCUACCCGCACUGAAGCAAAUCCUUGCUGCCUCUGUAGAACAAAUUGAAGCAGCGGGCCUGCACCCAACGGCAGAGCAGAUUGAGCUCUUUGCUUACCAUUUGCCCCACGCAACUCUGGCCAACCUUGUGGACAUUUUUGUCAGCCUUUGCAAAGUUGAUUCGUCGUCCUACUUCAUGUGUAAUUUGGAGGGCUUCAAGUUUCUGGCUGACAUGAUCCAGCAUGUGCCCCUGCCACUGCGGGCACGAUAUGUAUUCUGCUGCUCACCCAUCAACCAGAAAAUGCCAUUUGUGUGCAGCAUGUUCCUCAAGUUUGCACGGCAGUACAGCCGCAAUGAACAACUAACAUAUCAGUGGUUAGGGCGCAACAUUGGUUGGCCCUUGGCCGUCCCGAAGUCAAUCAUGGAUUUGGUUCACCUGGAAGCUGUUUUUGAUGUGUUGGACCUUUACCUCUGGCUCAGCUACCGCUUCCCAGACCUAUUUCCGGAUGCUGAGGCUGUACGUGCCAUGCAGCAGGAAUUAGACCUAAUCAUUCAAAAGGGUGUGCUCAAUAUCACACAGCUGCUACGUGCUGGCAUGGAAAGUGCUGCUGAGGAAACCGAUCAUGACGAAGGGGCCCCCUCAGCCCACGCACCCAAGCUACAGGGCAAGCUUGCUGACCGUUUGCUUGCUCAAGGCCUCCUCACCAAACAGCAACUUUUAGAACUCCAGCGUGAGUGGCAGCGGGGCAGCCCAAAGGAUCGCCGCAACAAGAAGCCAAAAUGACAUGCACAGACACAACUAGUACAUAGUGCCCCAGGUUUUACAGAAGCCGUCUGUAUUCAACAUGGUCAUUGUGUCUGUAGGGUUUGUUGCAUAAAUGUGGGAACUGUGCCAAAGUUUCCAGUCCAGGAAGGCAAAAAACAAACAAGUUGAACAAGAGCCAUGCUCAUGUGUACAGGCAGGACCAUAUUUAGCGGAAAGAAGUGAGGACGUGGCUUGAGCUCUGUGUCAUGCCAGAUGCUGGUGCCACAUACGUGGAUGGUAGUCAGUGUAUUGCAUAGUCAUGAAGUGUGACAUGGUGUGGCAUCCGAUGCAUCUAAAAAAUUGUGUGCAGUGUGCGAUGUUGACAUUUGCUCACUGGCAACAAAUAAGCGCCUCUGCUCUUGGCACACACAAAUUUUUCUACUCACCAAGCCACACAUUGGCCGGCACAGUAGAAGAAAUUGUGCUGAAGGCAGCUCCCACUGUGCUCUUUACUGUCAGUUACGUCUGUCUUGGCACACAGCAAGAGUCAAGCACUCACAUUUUCCCACAAUGUUUGUCUCCCCUGUACUAUCCAUUUGGCACUUGCUGUGUUGUCAGAUUUGCUGCAUUGGAACAGUACUGCGAGGUUCUUUCAUGGUGUUAGCACUUGUUAGCUAGAAUGACCCAGAGUUCUGUUCCCUGCAGCUUUAAUGCGAGUUUCUUCCAAGCGCUGGCCUUUCAGUGCUGACGAAGUUCUGUGUGGAAGUGUCAUUAAAAGUGCUACCCACAUGAAUUGCCAGUGCAA